This is a messenger RNA of Euleptes europaea (tarantolino), 2561 nucleotides long. RefSeq names its product zinc finger protein 595-like. The transcript is spliced from 7 exons. Gene Ontology annotation, biological process: regulation of DNA-templated transcription. The coding region runs from base 63 to 2561 and encodes 832 amino acids. The record is from RefSeq and is a predicted model, not a curated record. Lineage: Eukaryota; Metazoa; Chordata; Lepidosauria; Squamata; Sphaerodactylidae.
AGGACAUGGACUGAACUUUCCUGUGGGUUCCCUGCUCAUUCCACCCAAUCAGAGGUGAAAAAAUGGCUGCCACAGAGCCAUCUCAGGGGCUGGUGACCUUUGAGGACGUGGCCAUGUACUUCACUGAGGGGCAGUGGGCCAUUCUGGAUCCCGCCCAGAGAGCCCUGUACAUGGAUGUCAUGCUGGAGAACUAUGGGAACAUGGUGGCUGUGGGAUUUUCGCUUUCGAAGCCAGCCUUGAUCUACUUCCUGGAACGAGGGGAGAUGCUAUGGGAACCUGAUCAGCAAGAAUUCAGAGUCAGGGAGAUCCUGUCAGGCAUCGGCUCAGGACACGAGUGUGUGAAUGAGGAGGAGGAAGAGGAGAAACCUCUUUGGCUAGUAAGUUUUACACCGGAAGACCAAAGCAAAAUAUUGUUGCCAAGAGCACCAGUGGAAGUUUCCCAUUACCAGGAAAAUGGAGAAAGCUCUAGCACUUGGCUUCAAGCAGAGAGGCAGAAAGGAAGUCAAGAGAUUAGAGCCAUUCCUAAUGGGAAAGGCAACAACGGUGUUGGUGAAAACACCGGCCGAAAGCCAAAUUGCAGGAACAGAAGCCGGAAGACACACACAGAACCGGGGAGAAAUCCUGCUGGGAAAGCCCCUGACAGAAUCCGAGCUGUACCAAAAUCGGAAAAAUGUUCAGUCUGUGGAAAGAGGUUUUGUAACAACACUUACCUUGUUAUCCACGAGCGAUCUCACACAGGAGAGAAGCCGUUUGCAUGCACAUUGUGUGGGAGAAGCUUCACUUCAUCUUCCAACCUUCUUUCACAUGAGAGAAUCCACACAGGAGAGAAACCCUUUGAAUGUACUGACUGCGAGAGGAGUUUUGUGCGGAAUCGAGACCUUCAAGCGCACAUAAGGAUCCAUACCGGAGAAAAACCACACAUGUGUUCCUACUGUGGUAAGAAGUUCAGGAGCAAAACGCAUGUUGUCAGACAUGAAAAAAUUCACAGUGAAGAUAGGCCAUUUAAAUGCUCGGUGUGUGGGAAGGGAUUCCGACUGAGAGAACACCUUGAUGUUCACACGAGGACUCAUACAGGAGAAAAACCCUACGAGUGCUUGGUCUGUGGAAAGAGCUUCAAUUGUGCGGCAAACUUUCACAGACACAAAAAAACUCAUGGAGAUGAGAAACCGCAUAAGUGUUCCGAUUGUGGUAAAAGUUUCAGGAAUAGCUCAGACCUGAAAUCUCAUAGGAGAAUCCACACCGGCGAGAAACCUUAUCAGUGUUCAGAUUGCGGGAAAAACUUCCGUUGCAGCUCAAGUCUUAUAACUCACAAGAGAACCCACAAAGGGGAAAAACCAUACAAAUGCCUUGAGUGCGGUAAAUGCUUAAGUCAAAAAUGGUGCCUUAUUAAUCACCAGAAAAUCCACAAGUAUAAAUGCUCAGACUGUGAUAAAAGCUUCAGCCAAAGCUCAGCCCUUCAGUUGCAUAGAAGAAAACAUACAGGUGAGAAACCAUUCAGAUGCUUGCUCUGUGGGAAGUGCUUUGAUCGGAGAUCUCUGUUGAUCAUUCAUGAAAGGAUUCACACGGGUGAGAAACCAUAUGUUUGCUCAGAGUGCGGGAAAAGUUUCAUACAGAAAUCCAAGCUUAUUCGACAUGAGAAAACACACACAGGAGAGAAACCCUACAGGUGCCCCCAUUGUGAGAAGAACUUCAGUGAAAGAGCAAAUCUUGUUCAACAUAUUAGAAUUCAUACGGGAGAGAAGCCGUACAAAUGCUCACAUUGUGGGAAAUGCUUCGGCCAGAGGUCACACUUCAUUGAACACGAGAGAUCCCACCCAGGAGAGAAAUCAUACGACUGUCUGGAAUGUGGGAAAAGCUUCAGUCAUAUUUCACGCCUCAUUAAACAUCACAGGAUCCACACUGGGGAAACCCCAUACAAAUGCUUGGAGUGUGGCAAGUGCUUUGCUGGAAACUCCCAUCUGAAGUCGCAUAAAAGAAUCCACUCUGGAGAGAAACCCUACCAGUGUUCAGAUUGUGGGAAAAGCUUCAGGCAUAACUCGGCCCUUACAGUUCAUAAGAGAACCCACACGGGAGAGAAACCAUUUCAGUGUCUGGACUGCGGGAAAAGCUUUAGCAACAGCUCAGGCCUUACGGCGCACAGAAGAACCCACUUGGGAAAGAGGCCAUUUCAGUGUUCCAGUUGUGGGAGAAGCUUCAUGAAAAGGUCUGGCCUUCUUAAGCACAAGAGAAUCCACAGGAGGGGGAAACCAUUCAAAUGCUCCUCUUGUGGGAAGGCCUUCAUUUGGAAAGCACAUCUCACUGUACACCAGAGAACCCAUGCACAAGGAAGCUGCUUUGGGUUUGUGCUGGGGAGGAGCUGCAGGAACGGAUCGCGCAGGAGCGUUACCCUGGAGCAACCUUUCUGGGGUCUGGUGACCUUUGAGGAGGUAUUUGUUCAUUUCACUGAGGAGGAAUGGGAUCUGCUGGGUCUGGACCAAAGAAGGAUUUACACGGAAGUCAUGGAGGAUAAUCAUCAGAAUGUGAUGUCUGUGGGCCCACUAGCAGAAUCAGCAAAUGGAUAA